Molecule: messenger RNA, 2192 nt
Organism: Pseudogymnoascus verrucosus
Lineage: Eukaryota; Fungi; Ascomycota; Leotiomycetes; Thelebolales; Thelebolaceae
Gene: PRP31
Product: U4/U6-U5 snRNP complex subunit prp31
Exons: 2
Coding region: 220-1983 (587 amino acids)
Biological process (GO): spliceosomal tri-snRNP complex assembly; mRNA splicing, via spliceosome
Cellular component (GO): precatalytic spliceosome; U4 snRNP; U4/U6 x U5 tri-snRNP complex
Source: RefSeq, a predicted model, not a curated record
UGAAAUGGUCCAAUAUUAUCAUAAUCUGUUGCUUUAUUGUCAUCGUACUACUCUCAUUCUAUCACAAGGCUGCUAUUUAGAGCUCUCAGCCUUGUCCGAGGCGCGCUAAACCAAAUCACACUAGCGCGAGGCGACGACAAUUAUUGUCACGCCCGUAGCCUUCCAAAUAUUCCAACGCAACACAGCAACCUCGUUCACUCUCAAGACUUAUACGUCAAGAUGUCGACUCUUGCCGAUGAACUUCUGAACGACUUUGAGGACUCGGGCUCAGAGGGGGAGGCCGAGACCGAGAAUGGCGGCCUUUUCCCCGAGGCGGACGGGCAUGCGCCGACAACCAACGGGAAUGGCGAGACUAUGGAGCUUGAUGGGGAUGAGGAGGAGAUGGAAGAGGAUGAGGACAUGACGGGCGCGGGCAAUGCGAUAGAUGUGAUGGAUGAUGAAGAGGCGACGAAGGCCAAGGUCGAGAAGAUGCAGCUCGGAGGCGUAGAUGAUGUGCGCAGCGUCGCGGGUCUGAUGAAGACUCUCGAGCCAGUAUUAGAGAAGAUAUCAUAUUUCCAGAACCUACCAGCAGACAAGCAAACAACACACGUCGGCUCGAUUGAGGACAACCCCGAGUACCACCUCCUAACCCAAUCGAACACGCUCUCAACAUCCAUCGACAACGAGAUCAUCCUCGUCCACAAGUUCAUCCGAGACCACUACUCCACGCGCUUCCCCGAGCUGGAGACUAUGGUCCAAAACCCGCUCGACUACGCCAAAGUCGUCGCCAUAAUCGGCAACGGCCCCAUGAACAGCGAGAACAUCAAGCGCCUCCAAACCUCCACCGACAACAUCCUCGGCACCACCCUCCGCGCCGUUCUCGACGGCCCCUCCCUCAUGAUUGUCACCGUCGAAGCAACCACCACCAAAGGCCGCGCCCUCACCCCCCCGGAACUCUCCCGCGUCCUCCGCGCCUGCGAAAUGACCCUCUCCCUCGACCGCGCCAAGCGCACUUUAACCGACUACGUGCAAUCGCGGAUGACUCUCUUCGCCCCCAACCUCACCGCCCUAAUCGGCUCUCUCACCGCAGCGCAACUCCUCAACUUCGCCGGCGGCCUGACUGGUCUCGCCAAAACACCAGCCUGCAACCUCGCAUCCCUCGGCUCUAAGAAGACUGCCGGGACUGGCUUCGCCACAAACGUCGGAGCCCGCCAACAAGGAUUCCUCUACCACUCCCCGAUCAUCGCCGGUGUCCCCCCCGACCUCCGCCGCCAAGCCCAGCGCAUCGUCGCCGCGAAACUCGUCCUCGCCGCCCGCGUAGACAGGGUCCACUCCUCCCCCUCCGGCGCCACCGGCGAAGAGCUCAAAGCAGCCUGCCUCGAGCGACUGGAGAAACUCACCAUCCCCCCUCCCAACAAAGGUGCGCGCGCAUUACCAGCGCCAGAUGACAAGCCGUCCCGUAAGCGGGGAGGGAGGCGCGCGAGAAAGGCCAAGGAGGCUACUGCUAUGACGGAUCUGAGGAAGGCGCAGAAUAGGAUGGUGUUUGGGAAGGAGGAGGUUGAAGGGGGGGGUGAUAAGCAGGGUGUUGAGGAGGGGAGGGUUAGGAGGUUACAGAUUGAUCCGCGCACGCGCGCGAAGCUGGGGAAGAAGAAUCCGGGGUGGGGUGCUGCGACGCCCGCGCCUGGCAGCGGAACGGCGUCGAGUCUGCGCGGAUUUGGUGGCGGGGUUGGGGCGAUGGAUCUUAGAGGGAAGGGACUUCGGGGUAGUGGAGUUGGUGCAGCGGGUACGGCGAGUAGUGUUGUUUUUACGCCGGUUCAGGGGCUGGAGCUGGUGGAUCCGAAGAUUAGAGAUGAGGUUGCCAGGAAGAGGAAGGCGGAGGAGGAGGGGUGGUUUAAGGGGGGGACGUUUACGCAGGUUGGUGGUGGGAAUGGGGGGUUCAAGGUGCCGGAUGCGAAGAGGGUGAAGAGUGGGAUGGGACCGCCGGCGGCGCCUGGGGGUGGUUAAAGAGUUGGGAGAUGAAGAGGAGGUGUAUGUUUUGUGUAUUAUAGUUGGGGCGUUUUGGCAUUUUCGGCGAAUGGGUGGGAGGGAUGUAGAUGGAUAUCCGCGCGGAUCUUGGGCCGCUGCGAGGCACGGCGAUGGGGGGAGAUAUGGCGAGAUGGGAUUGUGGAGGGGAGAGAGGACUUGAAAUGGGGAGUGCAUCACAGAAUCGGAUG